AUGACUACGAACCGCUCAAAGCAGACAGAAGAGUUUGUGGAUAAUCGACGUCGUGACUUGGAAUUUACGGUGGGUGAUCAUGUGUUCCUAAAGAUUUCGCCUAUGAAGGGCUUAAUGAGGUUUAGACAGAAGGGAAAAUUGGCACUGCGAUUUAUUGGACCAUUCGAGAUCUUGGAUCGUGUGGGAGUCGUAGCGUACCGCUUGGCGCUGCCUACUGCAUUGGCUAAGAUUCACAAUGAGCAAGUCUUACGGACAAAAACGAUAUCGGUGGUCAAGAUUCUCAAGUCGGACCAUGGUGAGGAAGAAGCAACCUGGGAACGGGAAGCAGAGGUUAUGGAGAAGUACCCUCACUUAUUCGGCGACACACCACAGGAUGGGACUCCUAGUCAUCAUUGA
This is a messenger RNA of Magnolia sinica, 396 nucleotides long. RefSeq lists its product as uncharacterized. The record is from RefSeq and is a predicted model, not a curated record. Lineage: Eukaryota; Viridiplantae; Streptophyta; Magnoliopsida; Magnoliales; Magnoliaceae. The transcript is spliced from 3 exons. The coding region runs from base 1 to 396 and encodes 131 amino acids.